Messenger RNA from Cotesia congregata, 585 nucleotides. The record is from the annotation of a GenBank genome assembly. Lineage: Eukaryota; Metazoa; Arthropoda; Insecta; Hymenoptera; Braconidae.
AUGGUAUUGGAUAAACCAAAAAUAGCAGACCAUAAUAUAAUAUACGCAAAGCUGAAUAAUAAAGAUUAUAAUAUUAAUAAUAAUAAAUCAAAAAUAAUUACUUUUAGAGAUUAUAAUAACUUUGAUGAAAAGUUAUUUCAGAAAGAAAUAGCUAAAUUAAGAAGCAUCGACUUCACAGUAAUUGACUGUGAUGAUAAUAAUAACGGAUUAGUAUUUAGUGAAUGUGUUGUCAAUGUCAUUAAUAGUAUCGAAGACAUUGUUAGUAUUAUAAAUAAUAGUAGUAUAAAUAACAAUUCAGACUUAUCGUGCAAUAUUAACUAUAAUUAUAUUAAUGAUAAUAAUUUCUGUGAUAAUAAUUUAGAUUGUAAUAAUAUAUGGGAAAAUUUUGAUGAAAUAAGCUAUAAUGGACUUAAUAAAAUCAUAACAGGAUUAAAUUGUAAUAAAAAUAAGAGUUAUGAUCUAAAUACUAGUAUUGUCAAAUUAAUUUGGGCUUGCAACAAUGAUCCAGCACCAAGUUAUGAGGGGCACCGAAAUUCUACUUUUUUUUCGAGACACGUCCGAAUAAUUGCUGCCAUUGCCUAUUGA